AUGCCACAUGUUAUUCCGGGUAAGGCUGCUUUGCAAAGAAGCACCUUACCACGCCUCUCCACUAGACGACGGCCUGGAAAAAAGGAGUUGGAAAAUUUAAUAACCAGUUCACAGACACCACGCUCCAAAGCAUCAGGAGCUUUGGCAUUUGAUGGUCCAUCUAUCGGUUCGACAACUGGCAGCAGCAGUGGUAGCACAGCUUCAAUUACGAGUCCUGAAAUACCGCGCAUGAGUUCACGUGAAUCACCAAGUACUGCUGACACGACCGAGGCAACCGCUGAACAGUUGUUUUGUGGUACUCCACGUACUAAUGGCGCUACCGCAACUAUGAACACCGUGUCAAAUGAUGCACCAGCAAGCACAUCAGCUUCUGAAGUUUCUUCGUCCACGCCAGCGGUUGCAACAAGCCCACAGCAGCAAUCAUCAUCAUCAUCCACACCUCAUAAUCCGAUGACACCAGUGCCAUUUCGAUGCUUUCCGGGUGGCAAAGCGAAGCGUGUUCGAUUUUAUCGUAAUGGAGAUCAAUAUUUUAAGGGCAUGUGGUAUGCAAUAUCUGCAGAGCGAGUACGCUCAUUUCAAGCUUUGCUUGGUGAUUUAACAAGAACAAUGACUGAUGCUGUUAAUUUGCCACAUGGUGUACGUCAUAUUUUUUGUUUGGAUGGCAGCCAUAAAUUAUCGUCGCUGAGUGAAUUUGAAGAUGGUGAAGGUUAUGUUUGUUCAAGCUCAGAAGUUUACAAACGUGUGGAUUAUGAGAAUGCUCGUGAACCAACAUGGUGCAUAUCGCUUGCGGGUUCUUCACCGAUGCCAUUGCCGGAGCCAAAUGAUUUUGUUUAUCCACGAAUUAUCACAAUCAUUAGGAAUGGCGUAAAACCACGUCGUGUUGUGCGGCACCUCCUAAACAAGCGCACCGCUCGGUCAUUCCUACAGGUAAUCCAAGAUAUAACAGUUGUCGUGAAGCUGGACAGCGGUGCAGUUCGGAAACUCUACGCACUGAGCGGUAAAGAGCUAUACAAUCUAUCAUCGUUUGCUGCUGCUGCUGUUGGUCAGCUUUCUAGCGAUCCUGAAUUUUUCUGA
This is a messenger RNA of Gongylonema pulchrum, 1074 nucleotides long. NCBI's taxonomy places the organism in Eukaryota, Metazoa, Nematoda, Chromadorea, Rhabditida, Gongylonematidae. The record is from the annotation of a GenBank genome assembly.